This is a messenger RNA of Glycine soja, 1766 nucleotides long. Its product is annotated as F-box/LRR-repeat protein 15-like. Gene Ontology annotation, biological process: SCF-dependent proteasomal ubiquitin-dependent protein catabolic process. Gene Ontology annotation, cellular component: SCF ubiquitin ligase complex. Bases 33 to 1334 code for a protein of 433 amino acids. The transcript is spliced from 6 exons. The record is from RefSeq and is a predicted model, not a curated record. NCBI's taxonomy places the organism in Eukaryota, Viridiplantae, Streptophyta, Magnoliopsida, Fabales, Fabaceae.
CGGACGCGACGUAGGCGAUCAAGGAUCGAGCGAUGAAGAAGAAAGUGUGUGACGCCUGGGUUCCCAAGAGGAAUCAAAAAGGGGGGGAGAAGGGCUUUUUUUUUGUGCCCUCUCUUCAAGAACUCUGCCUUGAAAUGCUUGCGGAUAAUGCUGAUGCAAUGGUUUCGCUUGAGGGUGUACCGGAUGAGCUGAUACGCAAGCUUUGCAACCUGCUCUGUGACUCAAGAAAGAUGAACACCCGAUUUCUUGAGCUUCUUCUCAGUGGCUCUCCCACGGAGAUUCGGUUAAAAGACUGUUCUUGGUUGACGGAGGAGCAGUUUGCCAAAUAUUUUCAAACGUGUGACACUACAAGAUUGGAGGUGCUGCAGCUUGACCAGUGUGGAAGGUGUAUACCUGAUUAUGCAUUACUUGGUACUUUGAGACAGUCACCAAGGUGGUUGCCAAAGUUAAUUACACUGUCCCUCAGUGGUGCGUGCCGUCUGUCAGAUAAGGGGUUGCAUGUGCUAGCUUCUUCUGCCCCAGCACUGAGAUCCAUUAAUCUAAGCCAGUGCUCCCUUCUCUCAUCUGCCAGUAUUAAUAUUUUGGCUGAUUCAUUGGGAUCCCUUCUGAAAGAGUUAUAUCUUGAUGAUUGUCUUAUGAUUGAUGCUGCACAAAUUGUGCCAGGACUGAAGAAACUUAAACAUUUAGAGGUGUUGUCAUUGGCUGGCAUUCAAACUGUCUCUGAUGAAUUUAUCAAGGACUACAUCAUUGAAUGUGGUCACAACAUGAAGGAGCUUAUUUUAAAAGACUGUCGAAAAUUGACUGAUGCAUCGAUUAAAGGCGUUGCUGAACACUGUCCUGGAUUGUGUGCACUUGAUCUUAUGAACUUGGACAAAUUGACAGAUUUAUCCUUAGGAUAUCUUACAAAUAGUUGUCGAGCACUUCAUACAUUGAAGCUCUGCCGCAAUCCAUUCAGUGAUGAAGCAAUUGCUGCCUUCUUGGAGAUUACUGGAGUGUCCUUGAAAGAACUUUCACUUAAUAAUAUUAAGAAGGUUGGCCACCACACAACCUUAUCACUUGCUAGGCAUGCAAAAAAUUUGCAUAUUCUAGAUCUAUCUUGGUGCCGGAAUUUGACAGACAAUGAGUUGGGUUUCAUUGUAGAUAGCUGCUUCUCACUGAGGUUGCUUAAAAUUUUUGGAUGCUCACUGGUGACAGAUGUUUUUCUGAAUGGGCACUCAAACCCAGAGAUUCAGAUCCUUGGAUUGAAGAUGUCUCCUUUAUUGCAAAAUGUCAAAGUGCCCGAACCCUGUCAAGGUCCUCUGCGUUAUUCACCAGUUUCAGUAGAUUUGGUAUAAAUUAGCAUUAAUAAUAUGAAACAUAUGGCAUUACUUAUGGUCAUUUCUAGUUAAAGCAGACAUAACUUUCUGCUAACAUGCUGCUAACUCUAGAGGCAAGGAAACCACUGUGUUGCCUGUUUUACCUUCUGUUUUAGUGAUGCCAUUAUGUACAGACUAUUUUCUUUUAUUAGAGUAUUCAUAUUCAUUAUGUACAGUGGAUAUGUAUAGAAAAUGCAAUUUCGUAAGCUGAUUGAGGCAGAUAAUAAAGUUUCUUCCUGAAAGAUGGAAGAAAACUUCAGCCCGGUCUCUACAGUGAAUUGUUCUAUGGAAUAGAGAUCAAAAAGAAAAAUGCAUAUUUCUGUGCAAGUUCAAAAUUGUGCGGUCAUUUGGCAAUUUCCUCUAUUGUUAUUUAACUUUGUUUCUGAAGAAGUAAUGUUUGGAACAUUUUAA